Molecule: messenger RNA, 1737 nt
Organism: Liolophura sinensis
Lineage: Eukaryota; Metazoa; Mollusca; Polyplacophora; Chitonida; Chitonidae
Exons: 3
Coding region: 1-1737 (578 amino acids)
Cellular component (GO): nucleus
Molecular function (GO): DNA binding
Source: RefSeq, a predicted model, not a curated record
AUGGUUAGGACUUACAAGCGUAAAACUAAUCAAGGGGGAUAUGGAAAUGACCAGUUAAAGUUAGCCCUGGAGAAAGUUCAAACAGGAAUACCGCUGCUUGUCGCAGCCAAGGAGUUCAAAAUUCCGCCAAGAACUCUGCGUCGUCAUAGAGAUGGACGAGUUGCCAAUCCUGGUGUGUCACAACUGGGGCGAUACAGAAAUAUUCUUUCCACGCAGGUGGAGAAUGAGCUUCAUGCUCACAUAAAGCACAUGGAAAAAUCCUUAUAUGGUCUAACCACAAAUGACGUCCGACGUUUGGCGUAUGAUGUUUCUGAAAAAUGCAAUCUCAAGCAUCCAUUCAGUCAUGAAAAGAAGAUGGCUGGAAGGGGUUGGCUUCGCGCUUUCCUGUUACGCCAUAAAGAUAUCAGCAUCAGGGUGCCACAAGGUACUAACAUUUCCAGAGCAGUUGGCUUCAACAAACCGAAGGUUCAACAGUUUUUUGGUGUGUAUCGUCAGUUGCUAGAAUCCAAAGAAUUCACACCAAGACAGGUGUGGAACAUGGAUGAAACUGGAGUAACUAACGUCCACAAACCAGGGAAAGUUUUGGCAACAAGAGGCAUAAGGCAAGUUGGUAAGAUGAGCGGUGAAAGAGGGAAAAAUGUCACUGUUAUCUGUGCUAUGAACGCUAUUGGAGUAUAUGUUCCUCCAAUGUUCAUAUUUCCGAGAAAGAGAAUGAAUGACACAUUGAUGACAGGUGCUCCACCACAAUCCGUUGGAUAUGCCAACCCCAGUGGAUGGACAGAUUCCGAACUCUUCAUUAAAUUGCUAGAACAUUUUGCAUCCUUCACAAAUGCCACACAAGGUUCUCACGAACAAAUAGUAAUACUGGAUGGACACCACAGCCACAAGACUCUGGCUGCAGUCACUUUUGCAAGGGCACACGGGAUUCACCUGCUAACUCUCCCACCACACAGCACACAUAAGAUGCAACCUUUAGAUCGGACAUACUUUAAAUCUUUAAAGAGUGCCUACAAUGUUGCCGCAGAUUCCUGGAUGGUGUCGCAUCCUGGGAGACGUAUAUCGUUCUUUGACAUGGCAGGAAUAUUUGGUCAGGCGUUUCAUCGGUCGGCUACCCAAGAGAAAUGUAUAAACGGCUUUCGCAUGCGUGGCAUUUGGCCAUUCGAUGAGAACGUCUUCUCGGACGAAGACUUUGCAGCGGCAACCGUUACGGACCAACCAGAACCGGACAAUAAUGAAAUUGUGGCCACAGAAGAUCCAGAUGUACGACCAGAUUUACCAAAUAUGCCUUCCACUGGCGAUUCAUCCGAAGAGGACGAAGGGCCAGAUGAUCCAGAAAGCCAUCGUGGCUUAUCACACGAUGGGGAACCUUCUGCCAGUAUCCCAUCAUCUUGUGGAGAAACGCCGUUAACUACCGUGAAAUCUCCAGGAUCUUCCGAUAUCGCAGGUGCUACUCAACAGACAAAUUCAGACGAUUUGAUUCACCAGGAAUGUACUGCAGAUAUAACUCAACUGAUUCGAAGUUUGUCACCUCUGCCUAAAUUGGCAGCUCCCCGUAGCAGAAAGCGGAAAUCAGAGGAGGCAACACUGCUGACAGCGUCCCCUUAUAAAGAUCAGUUGGUUGAGAAACAGAACAUGAAAGCUUUGAAGGACAAGAAAGGGAAGUCGACUGGAAGCCGCAGAAAGGGCAAGGCAACAACAAUCAAAAAGCCCAGAGGGUUGGCUUCGACAUCUCCGUGA